AUGGGGCUGCUGGAGAGAAUGAGGAAAGAAUGGUUCAUGCUGGGAAUAGUGCUGGCGAUCGCCGGAGCUAAGCUGGAGCCGUCGGUUGGGGUGAAUGGGGGACCACUGAAGCCAGAAAUAACUGUAACCUACAUUGCUGUUUCAAUAAUAUUCUUUAACAGUGGACUGUCAUUAAAAACAGAGGAGCUGACCGGUGCUUUGAUGCAUAUAAAACUGCAUCUUUUUAUUCAGAUCUUUACACUUGCAUUCUUCCCAGCAACAAUAUGGCUUUUUCUUCAGCUUUUAUCAAUCACACCCAUCAAUGAAUGGCUUUUAAAAGGUUUGCAGACAGUAGGUUGCAUGCCACCCCCUGUGUCUUCUGCAGUGAUUUUAACCAAGGCAGUUGGUGGAAAUGAGGCAGCUGCAAUAUUUAAUUCAGCCUUUGGAAGCUUUUUGGGCAUCAUUAUAACACCGCUGCUAUUGCUGCUAUUUAUGGGGCAAUCUACUUCCGUGCCCUUCUGUUCUAUUGAGAGCAGUUUAUUUCUUACAGGCAACCUGUUGAUCUCUGUGUUUCAGAUUGUCCGACGGUACAUCAAGGACUGGCUUGAAAGAAAGAAACCUUCUUUUGGUGCCGUCAGCAGCAGCGUGCUCCUCAUGAUCAUCUACACAACAUUCUGUGACACGUUCUCUAAUCCAAAUAUUGACCUGGAUAAAUUCAGUCUUAUUGUCAUAGUGUUCAUAAUAUUUUCCAUUCAGCUGAGCUUUAUGCUUUUAACUUUCAUCUUUACAACAAGGAAUAAUUCGGGUUUCACACCAGCAGACACAGUGGCUAUCAUUUUCUGUUCUACACACAAAUCUCUCACAUUGGGAAUUCCAAUGUUGAAAAUAGUGUUUGCAGGCCAUGAGCACCUGUCUCUAAUAUCCGUGCCCUUGCUCAUCUACCACCCUGCUCAGAUCCUUCUGGGGAGUGUACUGGUGCCAACAAUCAAGUCCUGGAUGGUGUCAAGGCAGAAGGGAGUGAAGUUGACGAGGCCAACGGUAUAA
Molecule: messenger RNA, 1023 nt
Organism: Orycteropus afer afer
Lineage: Eukaryota; Metazoa; Chordata; Mammalia; Tubulidentata; Orycteropodidae
Gene: SLC10A7
Product: solute carrier family 10 member 7
Exons: 14
Coding region: 1-1023 (340 amino acids)
Cellular component (GO): plasma membrane
Source: RefSeq, a predicted model, not a curated record